This is a messenger RNA of Metarhizium brunneum ARSEF 3297, 1017 nucleotides long. RefSeq lists its product as uncharacterized. Lineage: Eukaryota; Fungi; Ascomycota; Sordariomycetes; Hypocreales; Clavicipitaceae. The record is from RefSeq and is a predicted model, not a curated record.
AUGCUCUUCUCUACAGUUUUAUCGACUUAUUUUGCAGCGGGUGUGUUGGCCACGUCCCCUCAAAUUCGUACCCUGGGGCAACUUGCCAACGGCACAUGGCUGGAAAAUAUUCUUGUGCGCCCAAACGGAGCAAUUCUAGCCACACAGCUUCUUUCCCAGUCCAACAUUUGGACUGUAAAGAGACCAGAGUCGCGUCAUACGUGUCUCAAACUCGUCACUUCUUUGCCUGGCAGCAACGCCGCGGUGGGCAUUACACAAGUCAACGAUAUCGGUGGCCUCGAGACCUACGUGGUUUUUGGCGGUAAUUUCACCGACGGCGAAAGCCCACACGCUGGAGAAUAUCAGGCAUUCACUCUGCAGUUCUUGGAUAAGCAUUCCGACAAGUUCAAACUCAAAAAGAUUGCUGCCCUAGGCCCCUCCAGCGUCUCAGCAAAUGGCAUCAUAAGCUCCCAAGAAUAUCCCGGCGUGGUUUUCGUUGCCGACAGUUUUACCGGCCUCAUCGGUAGACUUGACGUCUCCACUGGCCAUUUCCAACAAGGCGUAUGGGCAUAUGAGGAAUUGAAAGCACCGCCAGGAUUCAGGACUGGUGUCAAUGGCGUCAAAAUUUUCGAGUCACAUCUCUAUUGGACAAACAGCGACUUGAUUGCCGUCUACAAGGUCCCCCUCACGAAAUCAGGAUGGGCUGUCCCCAAUGCAGUUCCUCAACUAGUUGCCAAUCUGUCGAGUGUUGCUACCAUCGUGGAUGACUUUGUCAUUGAUCGUCAAGGAAAUAUCUAUUCUGCCACCAAUUUGGACAACACCGUCAUUUUCUCCGACGUAAAGACCAGGGAGAGCAAAAUUGUGGCAGGGGGUUUGAAGGACUUUAUACUGCAAGGUGUAGGUGCUCUGGCUAUCGGAAGAGAGAGUCGAGGAGAAAUCGUCCUGUACGGUGCAACAUCAGGGGGACUGGAGCGCCCGAUAGAUGGUGUAACCGAGGGAGCAAAGGUCUCGUCAAUUGUUCUUAAGACAAGGAAAUAG